UCUUCUCCCAGCUGACUAACAGCUCUUGUUUACUGGUUGGAUACUGGUCAGAAAAGGAGGGGGGAGAGACUUUGGAAGAACUAGUGUCAUAUAUGUGCGUGGAUAGAAUUUGGGGGAGAAAUCUCCUUUUCUGCAAACUUUCUUUUUUGUUUGUUUCUUUUUCUGUAUGAUCUCCGAAGACGAAGAAAAAAACCCAACAACAACAACAACAAAAGAAGAAGAUGAUCUGGAGCUGAGGGGUUUUUUUUUUCUGUCUCUCAAGUACUGAUUCUUUCUCAUCAAUGAGGUUUUGUUUUUCCCCGGUGGGGUGAAGACAUUUUUAAGCGAUCAUACACACGCUGGGCCCCGUAGGAGAAUUCCCGCAUGCGUUUCGGAGCAUUGGCCAGCGCUACCUUGUUGAUCAUUUCAGAAGCCACACUUGUUUGUCUGGAGGGAAACGUCCUUCUCUCUUACACCCCUUGCUGAAUUUUGGGGUGGAAGAAGAAAACUAACAAUAAUCUAAAAAGAAAACAAAAAAAGACCCGGAGUUUUUCCCGCCCCCUUUUCCUGCUGCAAAAUUCAGGAAGUUGUUUUGUGACAUAUUGUGGAUUACUUUGGAGGAUUUGCUAUAAAUAAUUUCCUGCGCUCGAUGAGAAGGAAAUACGGGGGUAAAAAAAAAAACCCCUAAAUUGGCUCAGAGGUUACAGAUCCUUUUAUAACCGGCGCCCCUGUGAGGGACGACAAGAUCUGACACUUACAGAGUUCUGCUUAUUGAUAAAAACGAAGGCACUUUGAAGAUUCCGUGUUCCGGCAAAUCGCUCGCGACCAACGAGGGUUUCCCCGCUCUAGCAAGAGAGCGUGCUGUUUUUCCUCCCUCCUUAUCAAAUUCGGACGUUAUUUCCCAAUCGAAGCUGCUUCUAUAAAUCAUCAUGCUGCCUCCAUUCGUGAGCUGUCAGGAUCAUAUCGUUAAAUAGGACUUACCAGGGGGUUUAUUUAUUAGUUCUAGCUGGGGGGAGGGAGGUCGUUUGCCCCCUCAUUCUUUGGAAAAUACCCCCUGCUCUCUCCUUCUGCUGGGAGCCCCUUUCAGGAUACGAGUAGCCGGAGAGAAGGGAUUGCCAUGGGACAGAGUGUGAUGGGGGGUGAGGGGUACCCCAAUAAUAACCCCACUCUCAAAGUGGGCUGGAAGACCCUACUGGGAGUCCUCGCUAUUCUGAGUAUGGUUUUCUGCGGCCAGAGCAAUGGAAAAAUUUGCCACAGUAUGGAUAUCCGGAAUAAUCUGACUGAUCUCAAUGCACUAGAGGACUGCACAGUCAUUGAGGGCCAUCUCCAGAUCUUACUGAUGUUCAACACAAAACCAGAGAACUUCAGAGACUUGAGUUUCCCUAAACUUACCAUGAUAACCGACUACCUCCUACUUUUCCGCGUCUAUGGUCUAGAGAGCCUGAAGGACCUAUUUCCCAACCUCAUGGUCAUUCGUGGUACACGCCUCUUCUUCAACUAUGCCCUGGUUAUCUUUGAGAUGGUUCACAUGAAGGAGAUCGGGCUAUAUAACCUUGUGAACAUCAUAAGAGGCUCUGUGAGGAUUGAAAAGAACAAUGAGUUGUGUUACUUGGCCACUAUUGAUUGGUCAAGAAUUUUGGACUCUGUAGAAGACAACUACAUCAACCUCAACAAAGACAGUAAAGAGUGUGGCGAUGUGUGUCCAGGCACUGGGAAGGGCACAGGAAAGUGCCCAUCUACUGUGGUCAAUGGAAUGUUUUUUGAGCGCUGUUGGACACCGGACCACUGCCAAAAGGUGUGCCCUUCUGAUUGUAAGUGGCAUGGUUGCACAGCAGAUAGAAAGUGCUGUCACAGCGAGUGCCUGGGGGGCUGCAGCAAAGCCAACGACCCAUCCAAGUGCUCCGCAUGCAGGCACUACCUGCACGAAGGUGUGUGUAUGGAGACCUGCCCCCCUGGCUCCUACCGAUUUCAGGGCUGGCGCUGUGUGACAUUCGAGUACUGCCAGCAGUUACGCAACAAGUGCUUUAAUACCCGGGACAGCUCUUGCCCUCUGUAUGUCAUCCACAAAGGGGAGUGCAUCUCUGAGUGCCCAUCCGGGUACAUGUCCAACUCCAGCAGCCUAACCUGUACACCUUGUGCUGGUCCAUGUCCCAAGGUGUGUCCCAUCUUCCAUGAAGUGAAGACCAUCGACUCUGUGACAUCUGCCCAGGAGCUGAGGGGGUGCACAGUGAUUAAUGGAAGUCUUAUUAUCAAUAUUCGUGGAGGAAAUAACAUUGCUGCUGAGCUAGAAGCUAAUCUGGGACUCAUUGAGGAGAUCACAGGAUUCCUGAAAAUCCGACGCUCAUAUGCACUCGUGUCCUUGUCAUUCUUCCGUAAACUGCAUAUAAUACGAGGAAUGAGAUUGGAAGGCGGGAGUUAUGCCUUCUACGCCCUGGAUAAUCCCAACCUGCGCCAGCUGUGGGACUGGACCAAGCACAACCUAACAAUUGUUCAUGGAAAACUCUUCUUCCAUUACAACCCUAGACUGUGCCUGAAUGAAAUCCACCUCAUGGAAAACAUCUCUGGAACUAUAGGCCGGCAAGAUAAAACGGACAUUGCCACUAAGACCAACGGAGACCAGGCAUCUUGUGAAAAUGAUGUUCUUCACUUCAACUAUAUAAAAACAUUACAUGAUAAGGUUUUGAUAAAGUGGGAUGCAUACUGGCCCCCAGACUUCAGAGACUUGCUGGGGUUCAUGUUGCACUACAAGGAAGCUCCGUACCAGAAUGUGACAGAGUUUGACGGUCAGGAUGCCUGCGGCUCCAAUAGCUGGACAGUGGUGGAUGUUGAUCCCCCUACGCGCAGCACAGACGGCAAAACACCGUCAUCGCCAGGAUGGCUACUGCGUGGUCUGAAUCCAUGGACUCAAUAUGCAGUGUUUGUAAAGACUCUUGUUUCUAGCUCCGAUGAGAGGAGAACUUAUGGUGCAAAGAGUGAUAUCAUCUAUAUCCGGACUAAUGAAACUACCCCCUCUGUCCCUCUGGAUCCCUUUUCUGUGUCCAACUCAUCGUCGGAAAUCAUACUGAGAUGGAAACCUCCGUCUGAACCCAACGGCAAUGUCACCCACUACUUGGUAUAUUGGCAGGAGCAGCCGGAGGAUAGUGAGCUGUAUGAGCUGGAUUACUGUCAUAAGGGACUAAAGAUACCCUCCAGAACCUGGUCACCACCCCAGGAAAGUGAUGAAUCUGCUAAACCUAAUGGAACGGAUACAGAAGAGACAAGCUCUGUUUGCUGUUCGUGCCCUAAAAGUGACUCCCAGAUUCAAAAUGAACAGCGUGAAUUGGCCUUUCGGAAAACCUUUGAAAAUUAUCUACACAAUGAGGUCUUUAUUCCAAGACCUUCCAGGAAACGCCGUGACUUGUUUGGUGUUGCCAAUGCAACAGCUUCAGAAGAAGUGACACCCUCUCCUCCUUCCAAUGUUUCCUCUACCCGGAGCCCAGAAGAUGUGGAAACCAAGAAGUAUUCACAGAAGGUUUGGUUCAAAGAGUCACUGGUGAUUUCCGGAUUAAAGCAUUUUACUGCCUACCGCAUAGAGAUCCAUGCCUGCAACCACGAACUUUCCAUGGGCUGUAGUGUGGCAGCUUAUGUUAGCGCCAGGACAAUGCCAGAACCUAAAGCGGACAACAUUGUCAGCCCCAUAACUUAUGAGUACACAGAGCCCAACAUCCAUUUGAUGUGGCAGGAGCCAAAAGAGCCUAAUGGACUGACCAUCUUGUAUGAAUUGCAUUAUUCCAGGCUUGGAGACACAGAGGAGAUGACUGCAUGCGUGUCUCAAAAGCAGUACAGUGUGGAUAAAGGGAUAAAGUUACGAGUAACUAUCCCGGGUAACUACAGCGUAAAGAUUCGGGCCACUUCCCUUGCUGGGAAUGGGUCCUGGACAGAGCCAACCUAUUUCCAAGUGCCAGACAAUGCACAUUCUACAACCAGCAUCCUGAAAAUCGUCAUUGGUCCAGUUGUCAUUAUUGUCAUCAUCCUUAUAAUACUGGCAUUUUACGUUGUUCAAAAAAGGAAAGAUGCAGAAGGACCAACAGGACCAUUAUAUGCUUCCUCUAACCCGGAAUAUCUGAGUGCUAGCGAAGUGUACGUACCUGACGAGUGGGAAGUGCCACGUGAAAAGAUUACCUUGCUUCAAGAGUUGGGACAGGGCUCUUUUGGGAUGGUGUACGAGGGAAUCGCCAGGGACAUCAUUAAAGGAGAGCCAGAAAUGCAUGUGGCUGUAAAAACUGUGAACGAAUCUGCAAGCCUACGGGAAAGAAUAGAAUUUUUGAAUGAGGCCUCGGUCAUGAAGGCUUUCACCUGCCACCACGUGGUCCGUCUCUUGGGUGUUGUGUCCAAGGGUCAGCCGACCCUUGUUGUUAUGGAACUGAUGGGACAUGGGGACCUUAAAAGUUACCUGCGCUCGCUACGUCCAGAGGCAGAGAACAACCCUGGCCGUCCUGCUCCCACCCUCCAGGAAAUGAUCCAGAUGGCAGCAGAGAUUUCAGAUGGCAUGGCAUAUCUCAAUGCCAAAAAGUUUGUGCACAGGGACUUGGCUGCCCGAAACUGUAUGGUGGGAGAGGAUUACACAGUUAAAAUCGGGGAUUUUGGAAUGACCCGUGAUAUCUAUGAGACAGACUACUACAGGAAAGGAGGAAAGGGGUUGCUACCAGUCAGAUGGAUGUCCCCCGAAUCCCUGAAGGACGGGGUCUUUACUACCUUCUCAGAUGUUUGGUCAUUUGGGGUGGUGCUGUGGGAGAUCACAAGCUUAGCUGAACAGCCUUAUCAGGGCCUGUCUAAUGAGCAGGUCCUCAAAUUUGUCAUGGAUGGAGGGUCCCUUGAACAGCCAGAAAACUGUCCCCCCAGACUGCACCGUCUGAUGCAGAUGUGUUGGCAAUACAACCCCAAGAUGAGGCCUACCUUCCUGGAGAUCAUUGACAUGCUCAAGGAUGAUCUCCAUCCUAGUUAUCGGGAGGUUUCCUUCUACUACAGUGAAGAAAACAAGCCACCAGAGGCAGAUGAUCUGGAGAUCGAUUUUGAGAACAUGGAGAGCACUCCUCUUGACCCAUCCUCCUGCUCUCUAAGGGAUGAAGGACCUCGAAGCAACCUCUAUGAGGAACACAUCCCAUACACGCACAUGAAUGGUGGUAGAAAAAAUGGACGUAUCCUGUCUUUGCCCCGUUCCAGCCCAUCCUAACACUUACAGCUUUCUUUGAAAAUAUAAAUACCCUCCGACAAAUCUCAGGACAGAACACCACCCAUGGCUAUGACAUCAUAACACAAAUGCCGCAUUUCAGGUUUAUAUUGCAUCAUUAAUCCAUUGAGUUCUCUUUUUUUUUUUUCUUUUUUUAUUCUUUUUUUUUCUUUUUCUAUUUUGAUAGGUGGAUUAUAGGGCAAAACUGUGAAUAGAUGGAGGGGGAGCGGACUCCCUUCACACGCCUACACUAAAAAAAAAAAAACCUACUUAUUGGCCCCUCACAGGCAAGUGAAUAUAUAAAAUGAAUACACUUCGUGAAAUUAUAAAUACAUGGAUUACCUUAAAGCACACAUCAAAAUGAUAACUGAAGUUGACAAAAUAGAAUUUUGGAGUUUAAGACUUUCCUAAUGGCUCUAAUGGAUUAUGGUGUUAUAAUUGGAGGACCUCAGUCACAGAGCUCCAAUGCUGCUGCUGCUGCUGCUUCCAGAAACAAUCAAGAAAA
This is a messenger RNA of Spea bombifrons (plains spadefoot toad), 5693 nucleotides long. It is a transcript of the gene INSR, whose product is annotated as insulin receptor. NCBI's taxonomy places the organism in Eukaryota, Metazoa, Chordata, Amphibia, Anura, Pelobatidae. Gene Ontology annotation, molecular function: insulin receptor activity; phosphatidylinositol 3-kinase binding; insulin receptor substrate binding. The transcript is spliced from 21 exons. The record is from RefSeq and is a predicted model, not a curated record. Gene Ontology annotation, biological process: protein autophosphorylation; multicellular organism development; positive regulation of kinase activity. Gene Ontology annotation, cellular component: axon; insulin receptor complex; membrane. Bases 1097 to 5191 code for a protein of 1364 amino acids.